Messenger RNA from Centruroides sculpturatus (bark scorpion), 1711 nucleotides. RefSeq names its product cytochrome P450 3A4-like. Lineage: Eukaryota; Metazoa; Arthropoda; Arachnida; Scorpiones; Buthidae. Gene Ontology annotation, molecular function: oxidoreductase activity, acting on paired donors, with incorporation or reduction of molecular oxygen; monooxygenase activity; iron ion binding. The record is from RefSeq and is a predicted model, not a curated record. The transcript is spliced from 14 exons. Bases 86 to 1585 code for a protein of 499 amino acids.
UUCUAAACUAUUAUUGAGGUUUAUCGCUUUGACAUUGAUCAAAAGUAAAUUGGACAUCCGUAUUGAAGAACAUAAAGUAUUCAAGAUGUUGCCAAUAAUAAUAUUAUUGACUGUUUUCGUGUAUCUUCUAUCACUUUGGAUAAGAUGGAGAAAAAGAAAGAUGAGCCUGUUUCAAAGAUAUGGAAUUUCUGGGCCUAAUCCCAAUUUCAUUACUGGAAAUGCAAUGGAAUAUAAUAGAAAAAGGAACAAAUGCAUUGAUGAAUGGAUAGAAAAAUAUGGAAAUAUUUUUGGUUUCUUUCUUGGAGGAAAACCUUGGGUUGUGUGUCGUGAUUUGGAAUUGAUAAAACUUAUACAGAUAAAGGAAUUCAAAAAUUUUAUGAAUAGAGAUGUAAUACUUCCGGAUGGAGGAGUUCCUCAUAAUUUGGUGCUUAAAACACUUGUACUUCAAUGUGAUGAGGAUUGGAAAAUUACCAGAAAUAUAUUGAGCACAAGUUUCAGUACAGCUAAAUUAAAGAUGAUGAGCACUCUUAUGUCUAAGCCGAUAAAUAUAUUUAUGGAGAAAAUCGAAAAACAGAAAGAAUCGCCGUUUAAUAUUGCUGAAUUUUAUAAAAAGUUAACUUUCGAUAUAACUUGUAGAACAGCUUUCGGAAUUCAGACUAACGUACAAAAUGACGAAACAAGUAAAUUUGUGCAAUCCGUCUAUAAUAUCUUGCAGGUUGAUUCAACAGAUUUACUCUCCAUAUUAUCAAUUUGCUUUCCCGAAAUUGAACCGAUUCCUACAUACAUCAGAAAGAUUUUGGAUGCAAUAAAAUAUGCAAUUAAUUAUCCCUGUGCUAAAAUGGUUUUUGAUACAUGCAGUCAAUUGGUUACUUUCCGAAAAACUUCUCAUUAUCAUCCACCAGAUCUCUUGCAAAUCAUGAUUGAUGCUGAAAGCGAAGAGGAUGGUGUCCUAUCGAAGCUUUCAACAGAUAGUAUUGUUGCGAAUGCUGUUGCAUUUAUGACAGCUGGAUAUGACACUUCGAGUACUAUGUUGGCAUGGUGCACCCAUUAUUUGGUUAAAUAUCCUGAAGAACAAGAAAGAAUUCGUCAGGAGAUAAACGAAAACAUCGAAAACAAUAAAAUUGAAUAUGCUGAUUUAUCCAAAUUGAAAUACCUGAGUCAAGUAAUAUCGGAAACGUUACGUAUUCGUCCUCUUUCAUCGUUGUUAAUAAGUAGAAAAUGUUCGAACGAUUUCCAUUAUAAGAAUAUAACUAUUCCAAAAGGAGUUACAGUUAUGAUUCCAGUACCGAACUUGCAUAAAGACUGUAAUUAUUGGAUAAAACCGGAAAAUUUCAACCCUGACAGAUUUUCAUCUAAGAAUGCAGGACUAAUAGAUCAAUCGAUAUACCAACCUUUCGGAUCCGGUUCAAGAGGCUGCAUAGGAAUGAGAAUGGGUCAAACAGUUAUGAAAUUAACUUUGGCUAAUCUCAUAAAGAGCUACAAAUUAGAAGCUUGUGGAAGUUUGGAAGUUGAAGAAGACUUCUCGCUUUUCAUACCCCGUCCAAAAAAUGGAAUUAUUGUAAAGGCAACUGCAAUAACUUCGUAAACCUUUUGAUAAAUGAAUUUUAAUGAAUUUUUUCUUUUAUUUUAUUUGGGUUUAUAAUGAAAACAUUCAUCUUAUAUAUGUUAAAUUUAUUCUCAAAAUUUGGAUAUACGCAGUAGCGGGCUAAGA